Messenger RNA from Hibiscus syriacus, 1758 nucleotides. Its product is annotated as serine/threonine-protein kinase PBS1-like. Lineage: Eukaryota; Viridiplantae; Streptophyta; Magnoliopsida; Malvales; Malvaceae. Gene Ontology annotation, molecular function: ATP binding; protein kinase activity. Gene Ontology annotation, biological process: protein phosphorylation. The record is from RefSeq and is a predicted model, not a curated record. The transcript has 8 exons. Bases 1 to 1758 code for a protein of 585 amino acids.
AUGAGAACACUUCAUCCAUGGCUAAAACUUGCCACCUUCUGCUGCACUAAUUGCUUCCUUUUCAUGGCCUUUGCUUCUACUCCUUCACUGGCAGACUGUACCUUGAAUUUCACUUCACACCCUUACCUACCAAGUGGUGACUGCAUUGGUGACAAUGAGAAAGUUAUCUUGUGGGGUAUGAUAUCUUCACACCUUUGCUGUCGAAAUGCCCUGAAUGCCUUCGCUCAAGUUCUAUCAGUUCGAGCCAUUCAAACACCAGACAGUACCAUCUUCAUUGGGCAAGAUUCAUGGAAACAAUGCAAUUCUCCCUUUCCAACACAACAGUUGGUUUCCAUAGAAUCUUGUGGAUUCAGCAAUUUUUACUCUGGCAGUUCCAAGUGUACAAGUUUAUCUCUGUCACAAAUUCAAGGCAGUCCACCUUACCUGGAAGCAGUAAAAUUAUGUUCUAACUUGAGUUCUUCAUUUCAAAGCUCCUGCAGAAACUGCACUGAUGCCAUAGCAAGGGUAGCUUCGUUUCUAUUGCAAAUAUUUCAAGCGCAGACUAAUGGUACUGAAAGUGCAUUAUGUAAUUUAGCUGCUGUUCUGUCUGUUGCUGCUUCAAAUGCCACUGAGAGCUCUUUUGGUGCAAAUUUGUUUAGCUGCAUGUCUUCUUUAGAUGUUUUUGAUCCUGGCUACAUCAAACUCAAAAGGUCCCUGGAAAAAGCACUUAUUGCGCUCUCUGUAGCAGUCAUGGUGCUGUUUUUGAUCCUAUUCUUGGUAAAAUUUGUGGCCUUGAAGAAGGGAAAGAGCGAAAGAAAGCUUCCAAAACCAAUGCCACCAAAGGACAGCAAUGCCUGGUCUGGUCUCUACAGAUUUUCAAAGUCUGAGAUUGAGAAAGCUAUAAUCAUUAACAAUGUAAGGAAGAGUUUAGGCCAAGGGAGUGCCGGUGAAGUUUACGAAGGCAGGUUGCCUAGCGGUCAAAUUGUGGCCAUUAAGCAGAUAAAUAAAGGUAACUCUUUGGAUACUUUCGCUAGGGAAGUUGCAAGUCUUUCCCGGAUUCGACAUCCGAACCUCGUUUCUUUGCUUGGUUGCUGUAUCGAAGGUGAUAAGCAGUACUUGGUCUUGGAGUAUUGUCAUGCGGGGAAUCUUGCUCAGCAUCUCCUAAGGAAAGACCGCGUCUUAACAUGGGAUAGAAGAGUUAAGAUCCUAAGAGAUUGUGCACUUGGGCUGAGGUAUCUCCAUAGUUACAUUGAUGGAUGCAUUGUUCAUAGAGAUAUUAAGCUCACAAACAUCCUCUUAACUGAAGAUUUGGAUCCCAAACUCUCGGAUUUCGGGCUGGCAAAGAUGCUUGGAAUGGAGGAAAGCAAAGUAUUCACAGAUGUGAGAGGAACUAUAGGUUAUAUGGAUCCAGAAUACAUGACCAAUGCAAAGCUAACCUGUGCCAGUGACAUAUACAGCUUUGGCAUUGUAGCCUUGCAAAUUCUAUCUGGACAGAAAGUUAUCGAGUUGGAUCUCGAUGCCAGCGAACAACUUACACGAAAAGCAACGGAUGUGAGCAUGGGAAAACGUCCACUUACAGAUUUUGAAGAUCCGAGGCUUCAUGGGGAUCUCAACAGGAAGGAUUUCGAAUCCAUUUUGCAUAUUGCAGUACUUUGUGUUGCGAAAUCAAGUCGAGGCCGACCGCCUAUCGAUGUUGUUUUCGAUGAGUUAGAUAAAGCUUGGAAAAACACCGAAGCUGAAAUGAAAAUGAGGAAAGAAAUUGGUACAUCGGCAACGUAG